This is a messenger RNA of Aspergillus nidulans FGSC A4, 246 nucleotides long. RefSeq lists its product as uncharacterized. The coding region runs from base 1 to 246 and encodes 81 amino acids. The record is from RefSeq and is a predicted model, not a curated record. The transcript has 3 exons. Lineage: Eukaryota; Fungi; Ascomycota; Eurotiomycetes; Eurotiales; Aspergillaceae.
AUGUCUACUCGAGGGAGCCUAACUAGUGGAAUUUUGAGGAGUCAAGAAGAACAUGCUAAUUUCACCAAGCAGUGUAACAACACCAGCUGCUUGUGCUGGUUCUGGGAAGACCACUACAAGUUCUCCGGCAGUCUCCUCACAAACGGCCUACCGAAUGGGGAUGAACUAAACGGCGGUCAAAACGUGAUCAACUACGUUGACGUAGAUCCCAGCUUCAAGGGCCACUGCUGUAUCUCACUCUUAUAA